Haemonchus placei is the source of this 450-nucleotide messenger RNA. The record is from the annotation of a GenBank genome assembly. Lineage: Eukaryota; Metazoa; Nematoda; Chromadorea; Rhabditida; Trichostrongylidae.
AUGGAAUCUUCAUGCCUCUGGGGUGCUAUUGCUUCUAAUCGAUCAAGCUGUGAUGAAUCAGGCUUGGUUAUGGAGCAUUGCCCACGAAUGUGUCAGACAUGUGGGGAAGUUGUUGAUCCAAGAUACGACAUUCGACGUCUACCGUCUGAGCUUCAGUCCAUUGCUUGGAUGGUCGGAAGAUGGAGAUCGGAAUUCGGAGGUAAAGCUUUCUUCCCUACAAUUCCAAAGUUCACCUACGGAGAGCAGAUCGACAUUACUAUUGGUGAUCUUUCUUCCAAAAAGAAACCAGCAUUGAACUAUACUGCUUUUGCAUGGGAUCUAAGUGUGCCUGAAGACGAGUUGAUUGAGCUUCAUAGUGAGAAUGGGUAUCUUGUCGUGAGCAAGGACGAAAAAACACAGAAGGAAGUCGUUUCUCUGACUACCGCAAUGAGUAAUGGUGAGUUUGAGUGA